AUGAGCCAGCUGGGGCAAUUCGACCUACAGAUGAUGCUAAUCUACCACCAGCUUAUCCAUACCAUCCUCGAUUUCCCAUUCCCGACCAUCGCAUUACUCACCGGCCACACAUUCGGCGGUGCCUGUCCUCUUGCAUUGGCACACGAUUAUCGUAUCAUGAACUCACGCCGAGGUUUCAUUUCCAUGCCCCCUGUGAACCUGGGUUUGCAUUUUGAUGGAAUUGGCUCCUUGCCGAGGCUCAAGUUGCGUCCUCAAAUCGCACGCAAAAUGCUUCUCGAGGCACACAAGUGGACCGGGAAGGAGGCGUUAGAAGAUGGAAUUGUUGACGCUAUUGCUGAACCGGAGAAAAUGCUCGAUGCUGCACUUGAGCUUGGGAAUAAGGUAGCACCAAAGGCUAAAAUGGGGUGA
Messenger RNA from Penicillium cataractarum, 408 nucleotides. Its product is annotated as enoyl-CoA hydratase/isomerase family protein. Gene Ontology annotation, molecular function: delta(3)-delta(2)-enoyl-CoA isomerase activity; enoyl-CoA hydratase activity. Gene Ontology annotation, biological process: fatty acid beta-oxidation. The transcript has a single exon. The record is from RefSeq and is a predicted model, not a curated record. Gene Ontology annotation, cellular component: peroxisome. Lineage: Eukaryota; Fungi; Ascomycota; Eurotiomycetes; Eurotiales; Aspergillaceae. The coding region runs from base 1 to 408 and encodes 135 amino acids.